AUGCAUAUGGAUCACCUAGCUGCGCUUGAUGGUGGGGCUUUUACUCUGCUCACCAUCCAGUGUAACCUCUUUGUUGGGACAGUAGCCCCGCUUGCUAUAAAUCGCCCAGAGCUUCAGUCAAUCCUCCAGUUUGGUAUGGACUUCGACAUUUCGGCACAGUUUAUGUUGACCGAAGUCAAUCAUGGAUUAGAUGCGCGAAACAUACAGACAACUGCUACGAUUCUAUCUAAUGGUGAUAUUGACCUCCACACCCCGUCUCCAAAUGAUGCAAAGUAA
This is a messenger RNA of Penicillium robsamsonii, 276 nucleotides long. RefSeq names its product putative acyl-CoA oxidase. The coding region runs from base 1 to 276 and encodes 91 amino acids. The record is from RefSeq and is a predicted model, not a curated record. The transcript is spliced from 2 exons. Lineage: Eukaryota; Fungi; Ascomycota; Eurotiomycetes; Eurotiales; Aspergillaceae. Gene Ontology annotation, molecular function: oxidoreductase activity, acting on the CH-CH group of donors.